UGCAUUUAAAAUCACAACAUAUUGUAGAAAUAUUGAAAUAAGUCCUUAUUUAUGUCGGUAUGACGUCAUAGUAUUAUGUAAUAGCUUAAGAAAAAUGACACUCUCUAAUACCUUGAACCCUGAACGAUAAAGUAGACGUGUCGCAAGAGGGUGUGUAUUUUCCUAUUUUCUGCAUUAUUUUUAUCAUCAAGAAUUGAAUUAAAAAUCAUUGUGAAUGUUGAAAUGUGCCACGCUUGCGCUGAAGUCAAGGGGCAUGGUGCAAACUGAGCACCAGGGAAAACGUUGCAAAGUUUAAGUUUGAAGAAGAUUUUGGAUUCAGUGACGCCAAAAGUCAAGUUGGGUGCCUAGGUCACCACUGGCCAUCACCAGUCAUGGCCAUGACACUGAUCGAGGGUGUCGGCGACGAGGUGACGCUGUUCUUUGUGCUGGCGCUGCUGGCGGUGGUCGCCUGCCUCGCCUGGUGGACCACCCGCGUCGCCGACCGGCCGCUCCGCAUCCAGACCAUCAUCGUCGGCCAGCGCGUCAUCCACGUGGACGAGAGCGGCGAGCCGACCACGGCAGCGGCGGCGGCGGCGGAGGGGGCCGGCGCCGGGCCGCCGCCGCAGCCGCCCCCGCCGCCGGCCGGGCCCACCGAGCCGGCCGAGCCGAGCUGCGAGGAGGACGAGGACGGAGAGGUGGAGCUGGUCCAGCGCGAGGACCUGGCCGGGGAGGCCGCUGCCGCGGACAGUCCGCACGGUGAGGGUGCUACUGGCGCCGAGGGUAGCGGGGAGGAUCGCGUUACCGCGGCGGAAAGCGGAACAGCUUCCCAAGGAGCUGCCGCUGAGGGUGGCACAGAGGCCGUGAAUACAGCUGAUGACGGUGGAUCAGAAUCCUCGAAUACACCUGCGGCGGCCGAGGACAGGCCGGAGAGUGCUCCUGAGGGCAGUGCGCCGAGUGACCCGGCCUCAUCCAACCCCAUUCCCGACCCGACGGACGAUGUGCGGAUGCAGCUGCGGCAGCGACGGCUGGCGUUCAUGGCCCGUCAGGCGGCCGGACCGGACACUCGGUCAGAGGAGGCCGCGCGGACAGCAGCCGCGGACACGGAGAGGACAACACCGGACACGGAGAGAACAACAGCGAACACGGCUGAAAGGACCACAGCAGACACGGACAGGACUGCGGCGGAUACAGCAGACAGGACUGCUACAGACACGACCGACCGAGCGGCGGAGACGGAGGCGCCGUCGGAAAACUCCCAAACCAUCGUGGUGAAGCUGAAGUUUCUGAACGACACCCAACGACUGGUGGAAGGAAGACGCGCUGAACCGCUGGCCGAUUUCAAAAGGCGCCACUUCCCCACGGAGACGGCCGCUAACCGGAUCGUGCGCCUCAUCUUCAACGGUCGCGUGCUGCCCGAUCAGGAGACACUGAGCCAGUGCGGCCUGUACCACAACUGUGUGGUGCACUGUCACGUGUCGGCCCACCCGCGGCCGGCGGCCGGCGGGGGCGCGGCUGCCGGCGGCGGCGCGCCGGCUGAGCUGGACAUCGGCGUGCUGCUCUACCCGGUGCUGACGUCAGUGGUGACGCUGGUCUGGGGCCUGCGGCUGCGCUACCCGGAGCUGUUCAGCGGCACGGCCGUCCUCCUGCUGGCCGUGCUCACCCUGCUGCUGGCCUGUUUCGCGGCGGCCACCUUCCUACCCCUGGACCGGCUGCCGGGCGGCGCGGCGGCCGCCGGACGGCAGCAGCAGCGGGGACGGUAACCGGGCGCCGAGCGUGCAGCUGGAUCGCCCAGGGCGGCGGACAUUGGACAGUGCGCGGUAGUUGAGUGAGCAACGCCAAAGUUCUAGAGGUGCGUUGCAUUUGUGUUAGGAGAGCUGAUAAAGCCGAGCUGAGUCUCCCAAAGGCCUCAGCCAUUGACACAAUUCGCGGAGCUUAUCGGUAAGACGAUACACCUUAUUGGUAAGGUGAUAGGUUAUUGGGGAGGAAAUAGGCUAUCAUCUGGAGAAUAUGUCGGAUAUGGCUGAACACCGAGUUGGCUGAAACCCAAGGCAUUCUUGGAAGCUGAUGACCGAAAUAGUGGAGCUAUUGACUAUGACUAGUGGGUGACAAUUCUUACGAAGCCUGAGACUCGCAACAGUCCAUGCGUUUAGAGAGGUGCAGAUCUAGCGGUCUAUAUCGGCGAUACUGUUGUCUGGCUCCAGAGCUUUAGGUCCGUCGCAUGACGGACCCAUCACCAGAUUGCGUUUAGGCACGCGGUAUUGCGUCCGGGUUAGGUGAGGGGCAGGGCGGCUGGUUUCGGGCGCUUCCAGCACCACCCACGGUGACUGGCGUCAACCCGAAGACCCGCCGGGGCCGGCAGGCGAGGGGAAAGCCUGCCGAUGCCGUCUGUGGGAGCGUGUGUGCCGUUUGGUGUCUGUGAUACGUGUUCUGGGACUGUGUGUGCGUGGUCUUGUGUUGCGAUUCGGGAUCCACCGGGGCAAUUCCAUUCACUCACUAGCGUUCCCCUUAUUCCUUCUUGGUCUUCUAGAAGGCCGAGUUUCCACAUAAAUCCGUGUUUAUUCUCGUAGGCACGUCUUACGAGCGAGGAAUGCGAAUUGUGAGUCGACUGCUCGCGUUAAGUUAUUGUAAUAAUAAUAAACGAAACUACCUAUUACGAA
Amphibalanus amphitrite is the source of this 2636-nucleotide messenger RNA. RefSeq names its product transmembrane and ubiquitin-like domain-containing protein 1. NCBI's taxonomy places the organism in Eukaryota, Metazoa, Arthropoda, Thecostraca, Balanomorpha, Balanidae. The record is from RefSeq and is a predicted model, not a curated record. The transcript has 3 exons. Bases 372 to 1739 code for a protein of 455 amino acids. Gene Ontology annotation, molecular function: protein binding.